GUUUAACAUGUCAUCUAUUUUGAAUAAAUUUAAGAAGCAGACAACUGCUGAUACUCCAAACGGGAUAAAAUUGGAAAAUACCUCUUUUGGUCAAUAAGCUGGAACUUAUUAGCCACCAAUAAUCCCUGCUGUGUAAUUAACCUAAUCUAAUUAACCGAGACAAAAAGGAAGACCAGGUGGAGGUAAGAUUAAUUGCAUAACAACAAGGUUGGGAUGAUGAACCUUAGCCUUAACCAUAACAAAUUAGUGUAUCAAACAAUAAAGCAACUAACUCGAUUAAUUUAUUGAACGAUACUCCACCAAAAUAAAAUAAUGAUUAAAAAAUUAAUCAAGAUGUUCUUCUGCCUCCUUAACCUGCUUUAGGGAAUAUUUAAUUGAGUAGAAUUACAGAUUACAAAAGAGGCCAGCUGUUAACUUACGAGGAAUUAGAAUUAGGAGGAUUGUAUAAAAAGUUUUAAUUCUUAGUGAUUAUGAAUUUCAUCUUGUAGAUGAAGCCAUUAAAUUAGGUGGAAUAAAGUUAAAGCAAAGUGAUAAUGUCUUAAAAGAUUUUACUAGAGCCAUUGCAACUAUUCAAGAAUAACUUAUAGGAAGCAUACUUUUAAAUAAAUUGCAUAGUGAAGACAACUGGAAAGUGUAGAUUGUAAGAUUUUCAUUAAAUUAUUAGAGAUGCAUCUAUGCUAUUCAAUAUAUAUGUUAAUAAUACUAAAAUUACAGAGAAUUCUUCUAAAUCAAUUAAUAAUAUUUGAGGGUAGAAACUGAUCAGUAAUUACUUUCAGGAGCCAUUGAUUAAACAUUAGCUGAAGUUAAUGGUUAACAAGUUUAAAAGCAAAAAGUAAAUAAAAUUAUUAAUGUAUAAGGAAUUUUAAUUUGAGUUUAGAGAGCCACCUAAAACAUAAUAAUAACCUGUUUAAAACUAACAGACAAAUUUAAUAGAUAUUUUGGAUGUUUCUAAUAAUGAUUAGUAAUAAUAAAAGCAACAACAAUAAAAACUCAAUUUAAAAUAACUAAAAAUUAAAUAGCCAACUGCUUAAACAUAAUAAUAACCUAUUGUGUAAUAAUAAUAACCUAUUGUGUAGUAAUAAUAAUAAAUACAACAGAAAAAUACUUAAUAAAUUAAUUUAUUGGAAGUAUUUAGUGAGAUGUCUUUAGAAGAUUAUAAUUCAAAAUAAUCCUAACCAACAUAAUAAUAAUCAUACCAAUAGUAUUCAUACUAGCAAUAACCAUCAAAUUAAUAAUAAUAAUAAUAGUAAUAAUAAUAAUCGUAGUAGACUUAGAAUGGAAUAAGUUUUGAUGAUUUACUUAAUUCAUAGACACCAAAUCAAUAGUAGGCAUAGCCAAAAAAAAAUGCAUUUGGAUUCUUAAAAAAAGAUUAAUAAUAGCAAUAAUAGACAAUGUAAAAUAAUUAAUAAGCUCAGCAACCAAUUAAUUUACUCUAUUCUCCUCAAUAAUUUUAUCAAUAACCAUAAAUCAUUAAUUAAGUGCCGCAAUAGCAAUAGUAAUUUAAUUAUAAUCAAUCUCAAAACAAUUCAAAUUAAUAGAUGUAUUUACAACACUAGACCCAAAUUAACAAUCAAUAAUAAUCCUAAAAUAAUAAAAAGGAUCUAAUUGAUUUUCUAAAUAUGUGA
Molecule: messenger RNA, 1625 nt
Organism: Paramecium octaurelia
Lineage: Eukaryota; Ciliophora; Oligohymenophorea; Peniculida; Parameciidae
Source: the annotation of a GenBank genome assembly